AGGCCGAGCUGGACGCGGACCUCGCAGCGGGAGGGCUUGGCGCCCCAGAGGAUGCGCCUGCGGGCGGGGCAGGCGCGGACGCGCGCGGCAGCCCUGGGCCCCUCGCGGGCGCGGGCGCGGAGCAGGCGCCCUGGUGGCCCAGGCCUGCGGCGCUCCAGAUCGAGGAGCUGCCGCCGCAGGCGCUCAGCUUCCUCUCCGCCCUGAUGGCGGGCGACGGGCGCCUGGCGGCCACCCGCGACGCAGUCCUGGCCCUGCUGAUGGAGGGGGGCGGCUUGGCGCGCUUCCAAGCGGCUGGGCUCAUGGAGGUGCACCGCGACCCCCUCGCCCAGGUGCCCGACGGCCCGCACGUGCGCCUGGCCCUGCAGUACCUCUACGAGAACGCCCCCGGCCGGGGGCCCUCGCGGGAGGCGGAGGAGAGCGAGGAGGCGCUCGCCGCCGCCAAGGCCGCCGCCACCGAGGCGGCCCACGAGCGGCUGGCGCGCCCCCGCGGCGCGGCGCCCGCGGGGCCCGGCCUGAUGGAGAUGGACUGACCGGCGGCGCGCGAGCGGCACGCAAGCGCCGCCUCCGGUCCGCUCCGCCGCGAUCCGCGAUCGCCGCUCCGCCGCGCCGCGCCGCUCUCCCAGGCAGCCUCGCGCCGCGAAAGCGUCGCGGCGGACGGCGGUUGGAGGCCCUCGGCUUCCGGGGCCGUCGG
Molecule: messenger RNA, 691 nt
Organism: Prorocentrum cordatum
Lineage: Eukaryota; Dinophyceae; Prorocentrales; Prorocentraceae
Source: the annotation of a GenBank genome assembly